CGAUAUUUGAUAGUCCUCGAUUAUCUACUGAUAAUGGCAACUGCAGUGCAGGUUGGUGAUUACGGAGUAUUGAGACAAGCCAUCUCCCAAACCCCAAUCCUUUUCUACGGUGGAAAAGCAAGCAACUAUGGCCCAUGGAUGCUAUGUUUCGCCAUGCUCCUCCACCCGGACUAUACGAGUCUCGCAGAUUAGGACCUUAGCAUAUCACCCUCACCUCUGCCAAUUCGAUGCGCGCGUAUACAAAGUCGUCUCCGUUGACCUCACCCAAGAUCAUAUGAUGGCUCACGGAGAUAACCAUAAAACUAGCCCCGAAGCAUAU
Messenger RNA from Hypoxylon fragiforme, 319 nucleotides. RefSeq lists its product as uncharacterized. NCBI's taxonomy places the organism in Eukaryota, Fungi, Ascomycota, Sordariomycetes, Xylariales, Hypoxylaceae. The record is from RefSeq and is a predicted model, not a curated record. The coding region runs from base 34 to 192 and encodes 52 amino acids. The transcript has a single exon.